AUGUCUGACGAAAAAAUUAACGUGCAUCAAUAUCCAUCAGAGACCGAUGUGCGUGGCUUGAAAGCCCGAAACGGAGGUGCCUGUGAGGUUCCUUUUGAAGAAAAUAAUGAACCCAUUCCCAACCGGAGUGCCAAUCCACAGGAAAAGAAUGAAAACGAGUUGGUGGGUGAUAAUGCGGACAAUGAAGCACAUGAUGCCGUUGAUGUCAACUACUGGGCUCCACGACAACUGCGUUUGGAUUACCGCAACUAUAUGGGUGAGUUUCUUGGAACCUUCGUCCUACUUUUCAUGGGUAAUGGUGUAGUGGCCACAACAAUUUUGGAUAAGGAUUUGGGAUUUCUCAGCAUCACGCUUGGUUGGGGAAUUGCCGUUACGAUGGGUCUUUAUAUUUCAUUGGGAAUAUCUUGUGGUCAUCUUAACCCGGCGGUUACCCUCGCCAAUGCCGUUUUUGGUUGUUUCCCAUGGAGGCGGGUACCCGGUUACAUCGCAGCACAAAUGCUCGGUGCUUUUGUUGGUGCGGCAUGUGCUUAUGGUGUUUAUGCUGAUCUUCUGAAGCAACACAGCGGUGGGUUGGUUGGUUUUGGUGAUAAGGGUUUUGCCGGUAUGUUCAGCACGUACCCACGCGAAGGGAAUCGUCUCUUUUACUGCAUCUUUUCCGAGUUUAUCUGCACAGCAAUUCUUCUCUUUUGCGUCGGUGGCAUAUUUGAUCCCAAUAACUCACCUGCCAAAGGACAUGAACCGCUGGCAGUUGGUGCUCUUGUGUUUGCUAUUGGAAACAACAUUGGUUAUGCAUCCGGUUAUGCGAUUAAUCCGGCUCGUGAUUUUGGUCCAAGAGUUUUCUCCGCUAUUCUCUUCGGUUCCGAGGUGUUUACGACGGGAAAUUAUUACUUUUGGGUGCCGUUGUUUAUCCCCUUCUUGGGAGGCAUUUUUGGCCUUUUCCUCUACAAAUACUUUGUUCCCUACUAA
Molecule: messenger RNA, 966 nt
Organism: Trypanosoma brucei brucei TREU927
Lineage: Eukaryota; Euglenozoa; Kinetoplastea; Trypanosomatida; Trypanosomatidae
Product: aquaporin 3, putative
Exons: 1
Coding region: 1-966 (321 amino acids)
Biological process (GO): glycerol transmembrane transport; water transport
Cellular component (GO): plasma membrane
Molecular function (GO): water channel activity; glycerol channel activity
Source: RefSeq, a predicted model, not a curated record